Molecule: messenger RNA, 1884 nt
Organism: Molossus molossus (Pallas's mastiff bat)
Lineage: Eukaryota; Metazoa; Chordata; Mammalia; Chiroptera; Molossidae
Gene: PAX3
Product: paired box 3
Exons: 10
Coding region: 367-1884 (505 amino acids)
Biological process (GO): anatomical structure development; regulation of transcription by RNA polymerase II
Molecular function (GO): RNA polymerase II cis-regulatory region sequence-specific DNA binding; DNA-binding transcription factor activity, RNA polymerase II-specific
Source: RefSeq, a predicted model, not a curated record
GCACUCGGUGUCACGACAGGAGGAGACUCCGCAGGCCCUGCUCCCGGCCCCACCCCCCUGUCGCGGUGCUCUGAGCCCCCCGCCCCAGCGCCCCCAGCCGCGGGGCCACUCGCCCAGACUCCCACCGAACUUUUCCGCCCUGGGCUCGAGAUCUUGGACUCAGGGGUUUCCCAUCCUGGUUCCACCUCGACCUCUCCCUGGACUAGACGCGAGCAGCCCUCCUCCCCGCGGCCCUCCCUCUCUCUCCAGCCUUUCUGGGGAGGGGCUCUCCACGCUCCCGGGAGUUCCCGAGGGUCACCAGCGCCGCGCUCGCCUUUCUAUCUCGCCUUCACCUGGAUAUAAUUCCCAAGCGGAGCUGCCCCCAGGAUGACCACGCUGGCCGGAGCUGUGCCCAGGAUGAUGCGGCCGGGCCCCGGGCAGAACUACCCGCGCAGCGGGUUCCCGCUGGAAGUGUCCACUCCCCUCGGCCAGGGCCGGGUCAACCAGCUUGGAGGUGUAUUUAUCAACGGCAGGCCGCUGCCCAACCACAUCCGCCACAAGAUCGUGGAGAUGGCCCACCAUGGCAUCCGGCCCUGCGUCAUCUCCCGCCAGUUGCGCGUGUCCCACGGCUGCGUCUCUAAGAUCCUGUGCAGGUACCAGGAGACGGGCUCCAUCCGUCCCGGUGCCAUUGGCGGCAGCAAGCCCAAGCAGGUGACAACGCCUGAUGUGGAGAAGAAAAUUGAGGAAUACAAAAGAGAAAACCCGGGCAUGUUCAGCUGGGAAAUUCGAGACAAAUUACUGAAGGACGCGGUCUGUGAUCGAAACACAGUGCCCUCAGUGAGUUCCAUCAGUCGAAUCUUGAGGAGUAAGUUCGGGAAAGGGGAAGAGGAGGAUGUCGAUUUGGAGAGGAAGGAGGCGGAGGAGAGCGAGAAGAAGGCGAAACACAGCAUCGACGGCAUCCUGAGCGAGCGAGCCUCGGCGCCCCAGUCGGACGAAGGCUCCGACAUCGACUCGGAGCCCGACCUGCCGCUCAAGAGGAAACAGCGCAGGAGCCGCACCACGUUCACGGCCGAGCAGCUGGAGGAGCUGGAGCGCGCCUUCGAGAGAACCCACUACCCUGACAUCUACACCCGGGAGGAGCUGGCGCAGAGGGCGAAGCUCACCGAGGCCCGAGUACAGGUCUGGUUCAGCAACCGCCGUGCACGAUGGAGGAAGCAAGCUGGGGCUAAUCAGCUGAUGGCUUUCAACCAUCUCAUUCCGGGGGGGUUCCCCCCCACCGCCAUGCCCACCCUGCCAACAUACCAGCUGUCGGAGCCCUCGUACCAGCCCACUGCCAUUCCACAAGCCGUGUCGGAUCCCAGCAGCACGGUUCACAGACCUCAGCCGCUUCCCCCGAGCACUGUCCACCAAAGCACUCUUCCUUCGAACCCGGACAGCAGCUCUGCCUACUGCCUCCCCAGCACCAGGCAUGGAUUUUCCAGCUAUACAGACAGCUUUGUGCCUCCGUCCGGGCCCUCCAACCCCAUGAACCCCGCCAUUGGCAAUGGCCUUUCACCUCAGGUAAUGGGACUCCUGACCAACCACGGCGGGGUGCCCCAUCAGCCCCAGACCGACUACGCUCUCUCGCCUCUCACUGGGGGCCUGGAACCUACCACCACGGUGUCGGCCAGCUGCAGUCAGAGACUAGACCACAUGAAGAGCUUGGACAGCCUGCCAACAUCUCAGUCCUACUGUCCACCCACCUACAGUACCACAGGCUACAGUAUGGACCCUGUCACAGGCUACCAGUAUGGGCAGUAUGGACAAAGUGCCUUUCAUUAUCUCAAGCCAGAUAUCGCUUGGUUUCAAAUUCUUUUGAACAUGCUGGACAAGAGCCGUGGAGAAAAGGAAGACCCAGGACGAUAA